AAUAUCUGAUUGUGUAAAAAUCAGUCAUGUUAUUUUCCCCUUUCCUCAUAGUUACCUUCAGCCCAUGGUACCAAGGAACCUAACACAUGUUUCAGAAUUUCUUCUUCUGGGAUUUUCAGAAGAACCAGAACUGCAGCCCCUCAUUUUUGGACCUUUCCUCUCCAUGUAUCUGAUCACUGUGUUUGGAAACCUGCUCAUCAUCCUGGCCGUCAGCUCAGACCCCCACCUCCACACCCCCAUGUACUUCCUCCUCUCCAACCUAUCCUUUGUAGACAUCUGUAUCACCUCCAACAUCACCCCAAAGAUGCUGUGUAACAUCCAGACACAGAGCCACGUUAUAACCUAUGAAGGCUGCAUGAUUCAGAUGUAUUUUUUCAUGCUGUUUGCAGGGUUGGAUGACUUCCUCCUGACUGUGAUGGCUUAUGACCGCUUUGUGGCCGUCUGCCACCCCCUUCACUACACGGUCAUCAUGAAUCCACAACGCUGUGGAAUUCUGGUUUUGGUUAGCUGGAUCAUUAGCGUCCUACAUUCCUUGUUAGAAACCUUAAUGGUAUUGACGCUGUCCUUCUGCAGAGAGGUGAAAAUCCCUCACUAUUUCUGUGAAUUCAAGCAGUUGAUUCAACUUGCGUGUUCCAACAACUUUCUUAAUGAACUGGUGAUGAAUUUUGCAGCUGGGCUUCUGGGUGGUGUUCCCCUUGCUGGUAUCCUUUACACUUACUGUAAGAUAGCUUCCUCAAUAUGUAGAAUCUCAUCAGCUCAGGGGAAGUAUAAAGCAUUCUCCACCUGUGCAUCUCACCUCUCAGUCAUCUCCUUAUUUUACGGUACAUGCUUAGGAGUAUAUCUUAGCUCUGCUGCUCCGCACAACCCACACUAA
Bubalus bubalis (water buffalo) is the source of this 874-nucleotide messenger RNA. Its product is annotated as olfactory receptor 7A10-like. Gene Ontology annotation, molecular function: olfactory receptor activity; G protein-coupled receptor activity. The coding region runs from base 65 to 874 and encodes 269 amino acids. Gene Ontology annotation, biological process: G protein-coupled receptor signaling pathway. Gene Ontology annotation, cellular component: membrane. The record is from RefSeq and is a predicted model, not a curated record. The transcript has a single exon. NCBI's taxonomy places the organism in Eukaryota, Metazoa, Chordata, Mammalia, Artiodactyla, Bovidae.